AUGGAUCCGUUCUCAUCUCAACACGACUCUAGACCUCACAACCCCUCGAAGGGUCGCUAUAAAUAUGAGGAAGAGAGAGCUCACCUCCCAAAAUUACUAUACAGGGCAUUGAACACAAUGGAGUCCUUGCUUACUCUUUUAGCUUACUCAUGUCUCCUCCUAUUUCCAAUAGCUGUAUUCUUGUGUGUCAAGGCCACUUGGCCGAUCCCGAGGCUCCCUCCUGGCCCGUUAAGGCUCCCAAUCAUCGGCAAUCUUCAUCAGUUGGGUGAGCAUCCAUAUCGCUCAUUCCGACUGCUUUCAGAGAAGUAUGGCUCCCUCAUGAGCCUAAAGCUUGGUUGCAUACCAACCAUCAUCAUAUCCUCCCCGGAGAUGGCCUCCGAGAUUCUGAAGAACCAAGAUCACAUCUUUUGCACCAGGCCUCCACUCGUCGCCUACAAGCGAUACUCUUAUGGCGGACGAGACAUGGCCUUCUCACCCUACAGCGACCAGUGGAGACAAUUGAGGAGGAUUGGCAUGUUAGAAGUCUUCAGUGCAAAGAGGGUGCAAGCCUUUCAGUCCAUAAGGAGGGAAGAAGUAAAUACCCUAGUCCAAACUAUAUUAAGACAAUCCUCGAGUGGUCUAGUGAAUCUUAGUGAGAUGUCUUUCUGCCUCUUUAAUAAUAUCACUACUCGAGAAAUCUUUAGCAAGAGGAUUUCGAGGGAUGGUGAGUGCACUAGGAGCAAAUACCAUGAUCUCCUAAGGGAGAUGAUGUCUUUACUGGGUGGGUUUAUUUUAGGGGACUUCUUUCCCUGGAUGGAGUGGUUGGAUGUGCUCACGGGCACGAGAGCGAGGCUCGAGAGGAGCUUCCAUGGCAUGGAUGAGCUUCUUGAGGAGGAGAUUGAGAAGCACAUGCAUGGAGGAAGCCGAGAUGACUUCAUUGGUGUUCUUCUCGAGCUUCAGAAGGAUUUAAGCCUUGGAUUCCCCCUCACAAAAGAUCAUAUCAAAGGCAUCGUCAUGAAUGUGUUCGUUGGUGGAUCAGACACCUCUGCAUCUACCUUAGAAUGGGGAAUGACUGAGCUCAUGAGGAACCCAAUGGUUCUGAAGAAAGCCCAAGAUGAAGUUAGAGGACUGCUUGGAAACAAAGGGAAGGUGGAAGAGGAUGACGUUCAACAACUUCGUUAUCUCAAGCUCAUAAUUAAAGAAGUUCUUCGAUUGCACCCUCCUGCUCCAUUGCUGAUUCCUCAUGAAUGCAUGCAAGAUUGCAAGAUAAAAGGAUAUAACAUUCCUAAGAAGACGAGGGCAUACAUAAAUGUAUGGGCUAUUAGUAGGGAUUCCCGGUAUUGGCUUGAUGCAGAAGCCUUCAUCCCUGAAAGGUUUGAGGACAAUGAUAUCAAUUUCAAGGGGCAACACUUUGAGUUGAUACCUUUUGGGAGUGGCCGAAGGAUAUGCCCAGGCAUGUCAUUGGGUAUAGUUUCUGCCGAGCUUGCACUUGCCAAUCUUCUCUAUAAGUUCAAUUGGGAUUUGCCUAACGGAAUGAGCAAAGAAGAUAUGGACAUGGAAGAGCAAUUUGGUUUGGUAAUUCACCGGAAAUCACCUCUUAUUCUAGUGGCAACCCCAACAUCUAUCGCUGCCUAGAGCUUCCUCUAUGAACCAAGCGCACUUAUCAGCACCAUCAUGGUUGAUUGUAACUAUAAUUAAGGAUGGAUAGAUUGCUUCUAGAUGACAUGAUAAGAAUAUAUACUCUUAUCGUAAUGAAUCUGCUUGGGCUUUUGCCUAAUCUCUUCCUAGGAACAAAGGAAAAAGAAAUCCAUAUUAGGAAGAAGGUCAGUUGAUUUCAAGAGUUCAUUAAGGUUAUGCCUUAUCCUUAUUGGUUGGAAUCUAAGUAUUACAAGUUUAACAAUGUUUUAUUAUAUGCAUUAAACUAAUAUGGUAUGUAUACGCAUUUGUGCAUAUAUUUAUGAAUUUAUUAUGUUUGCA
Molecule: messenger RNA, 1956 nt
Organism: Elaeis guineensis (African oil palm)
Lineage: Eukaryota; Viridiplantae; Streptophyta; Magnoliopsida; Arecales; Arecaceae
Product: cytochrome P450 71A1
Molecular function (GO): oxidoreductase activity, acting on paired donors, with incorporation or reduction of molecular oxygen; monooxygenase activity; iron ion binding
Source: RefSeq, a predicted model, not a curated record